AUGUCUGAUAUAACCAAUAAAAAGCGUAAAAAAAAAACUCAAUAUGCAAAAGUAAAGAUAUUGUUAAGCGUUAUAAGUAGUCAAAAGGCAUUUCAACUACCACUACUCAAGGACAUCUUUGGCGAGAUCAUAGAAUUGAUAAAGAUCAUUCAGAAGAAUCAGUAA
Messenger RNA from Funneliformis geosporum, 165 nucleotides. NCBI's taxonomy places the organism in Eukaryota, Fungi, Glomeromycota, Glomeromycetes, Glomerales, Glomeraceae. The record is from the annotation of a GenBank genome assembly.